Molecule: messenger RNA, 948 nt
Organism: Scaptodrosophila lebanonensis
Lineage: Eukaryota; Metazoa; Arthropoda; Insecta; Diptera; Drosophilidae
Product: glycoprotein-N-acetylgalactosamine 3-beta-galactosyltransferase 1-like
Exons: 2
Coding region: 1-948 (315 amino acids)
Cellular component (GO): membrane
Molecular function (GO): N-acetylgalactosaminide beta-1,3-galactosyltransferase activity
Source: RefSeq, a predicted model, not a curated record
AUGAAUAUAGAUCCAGUUAAAUCGACAAUGUUGAGGUCAACUAUGAUCCUACUUCUGGGCAUAACAAUUGGUUUGAUUAUAUCCCAGAUUUCAGUUUGCCAAACAGUUUUCGUUAACAAUAAGCAAUUGUGUCCCUCCAUAGCACAAAUGCGUAAAACGCCUAAAGAACUAUCUGGCAGAAUAGAAGUAUAUAGAAGAACGCGUAUACUCUGUUUCAUUAUGAAAAGUUCAAUAUCGACUACGAAGAGGGCGGGACCACUGCGCCUCACAUGGGAAAAACGUUGUAAUACUCUAAUAUUUCGAAGCUCGGCUUCUGAAGAAAUUGGUGAAAGAAUUAAAGCGAAUGUCACCACCUCAGAGGGUUAUUCAUGGAAGGAAGCUCGAACGGCAUUUAAAUACAUUUACGAAAACUAUAAGAACGAUGCAGAUUGGUUCUUAAAGGUCGAUGAUAACACGUAUGCGGUAAUGGAGAAUCUGCGCCAUAUGCUGCACCCCUACGCCCCGGAAUCACCCAUUUCCUUUAUAUCCAAAUCGGCAAAUGUCACCUCGCGCGAUACACCAGUAAGCUAUGUCCUAAGUCGUGAGGCUUUACGUCGCUUUGUAGAAAUAGGUAUGCCUAGUCGAAACCUAUGCACAAAAAACCCCAACGCUCCAGAGGCAAUGGCAAUAUAUAUUUGUUUAUCCAAUGUGGGUGUUCAGCAAGGAGAUACACGAGACUCAAAUGGAUUUGAUCGCAUGUUGCUAAUCGAUCGGGAAAUUAGUGCAAGCGAUUUAAAAAAAAAAUUCAUGGAUGGUUUCACAGUGUCGAACUCGACAAUAUUAUUUCGUAACGAGCAUAUUUCUCACAUGCGCUUAAUGGAAUAUUUUGUUUAUAGUUUGCGAGCAUAUGGUGUCGAGAAAUUGCCUCCGAAAUCACAUUUUCAUAAUAAAAUUACGAUUAAACAUUAA